AUGUACAAUAUCCCACAAAUCGCUUAUGGACAAUCUCCAUUACAACCCCAAGUAAUAGCUUCCAAUACAACUUCUGGGGGAGAAGGAGGUGGACCUAUUAUACCUAACGGCAAGGAUAAAUUACAAACGGUAGAUCAGACUAAGUUUGAGCAACUUUACAUUCAAGGUGUAGGGGGGGGGAAGUACCUAACUGGUGAAGGAGCGCGUGAAAUCUUAAAGCAUUCACCCUUAGCCGGUGAUAUAUUGGCUAAAAUAUGGUUUGCUAAGGUUAUUUGUGUCUUCAGUAAUGUUUGUUUGGAUCUCAUACCUUUUGCUCGUAGGACGCUAUCCAAUUUGACUUCAAGCGGACAUCUCACUUUCCCGGAGUUUGCCCUAUCAAUGUAUCUGACCAAUAUGAAAAUUAAAGGUCAAGAAUUGCCAACUACGCUUCCGGAAAAUAUACGUAAUGAAGUACUAGGUAUAAUAGAUCAAAUAAAAGCCAUCGAGCAGAAACAACAAGAACAACAACUUCAGUCUCAAAUGCAAAGAAGCAAUAGUUUAUCUCAACCACAAAUGAUGCAACAACAGUAUACCGGAAUGCCUGUAGCUCUCAAUGUUGGGCAAUAUUCUGUCACUCCGUCUGUUGUUGCUCCUGUUGGAACACCUAUAAUACAAAAUAUAAUGCCAUUCACGCAGAGGAUGAUGCCUCAGCAGAAUCCUCCUCAACAAUAUAGUACGGUUGGAUUGCAAGGAAAUGCAAAAAUUCCAUGGGCAGUGACACCAGAAGAAAAGAUCCAAUAUCGGACGAUAUUUAAACAAUGGGAUUCGACAGGGUUGGGGUAUUUAACUGGUGAGAAGGCAAGAGAAAUCUUAUCUCAAUCGGGUUUACCACAGAACGACUUGAUGCAAAUUUGGAAUUUGUCUGACCCCAAUAACAAUGGAAAAUUAAAUCAAGAUGAAUUCGCUGUGGCCAUGCAUCUGAUUUACAGAAAACUUAACGGUUAUGAUAUCCCAGUGAAACUUCCACCUGAACUUAUCCCUCCUUCUUCAAGGGAUCUAGCUGAGAGCGUCAACCAACUCAAGAAUCUUUUAACCUCUGAGGUUCAUGCUUCACAAACAGGAUUGAGUUCAAUCAGUGGUUCGCAAUAUGUUAAAUCACGAAGUUUUACUGGGUCACCUAUGGUCAAUAAAAAUGAUGCUGUGGUAUACAAACACAAAGACGAUGAAGUGGGAUAUGUGUCGGCUGCAAGAAGGCGUGUUCCUCCAGUGUCUCGUAAUGCGUCUAGUUCAUUUUCUUCCUUAUCUAGAUCAACGCUUUCUGAAUCAGCUGGUGAAGAGCCGUCAAGUAAAUUGUCGGACCUACGAAAGCAGAUUCAUGAAAAACAAAUUUUGUUAGAUGCAUUAUCAUAUUCGUCAGAAUCAGCGCCUAGAUCAUAUGGUUAUUCCUCCUAUUCGAAUGAAAAGAUUGAUGUGGAUGAUUUGAAAUAUAAGAUUAAGGACAUACAGAGAAAAGUAGAUUCCGUGCGAGAUUCUCAUCCGGAGUGGCUUUCUAGAGAGUAUACUAGAAAUUUAGAUGAUUUGAGUUCACUGUUAGAACAACACAAAAAUUUAGAUUACGACCUCAAUAAAAUGCUUUCGAACACUGUCCCAGAUUUGAUUUUUAGAGCUCGUAAGAUCUCAAAUAAAGUUGCAGAUUCAAAAUUAGAGCUUUUUAAAAUCAGAGACUCCGUGCAACAAGAACGUACGUGGAUGAACAAUAGAUCUUUUGGCUUCGGUGGUGGUGGGUAUGAUUCAUUUACAUCAGGACGUUUAGAGGAAGAAACCGCAAGAAUUAAUGCUGAGAAGUCCGCACACGAAAGACAAAUUGAGGAUGUUGAAAAAACCAUGUCCAAGUUACAAGAUUAUAUGACUAGGGUUUCAAGGGACCGAGAAGAAAUUGAAGAAAAGAUGUAUCAAUUGAAUCGAAAUAAAGAUGGUCGUAAUAAUGAUAAGGAAAAAUGGGAGGAUGGAAUUGGUGUUAGUGAGGAGGUUCGUCGUUUCAUAGAGGAGCUCAAGCGUGAAGAACGUCGAUCAGCAUCUCGAUCAGAAUAUAACGAUACUCGCUAUUCGUCGGCCAGUAGUGAUACCUAUAAACGUUCAACUUCAACGAAUUCUGUUUAUAUCACUAGUUCAGUUCCAAGUUCCUUAUCUAAAGCAAAAACUCCUGAAGAACGAGCCGCAUUUAUCAAGGCAGAGGCUGACCGUAUGCUGCAAGAACGUCUGGAGGCACUUGGUGUUAAGCCAACAUCAGGUUCAGAGAAAUCUUCUCCACCAACUUCUCCUUCUCUUAGCGACCGUCUUGCGCGCGAGAAGGCUGAGGCAGCUGAGAGGCUUGCUCGAGCAGAACGUGAAGUAGAGGAACGCGAGCGUGCGCGAACCCAAAAAUUAUUGGCCGAGAAACAAGAGAAGGCAGAGAAGGAAGCUGAAAGGUUAAGAAAAAUGGAAGAACUCGAACGGAGAGAGGAGGAAAGAAGGAACCAGUGGCUUGCAGAAGCUAAAGAAGUUGAGCGUGCGAAAGAUAAAAAAGCGCGUGAUAAGGAAGAUGCUGCACGUGCAAUGGAAUUAGAAUUAGAAAAGAGACGACUUGCAGAAGUUGAAAGAGAAAAGAGACAACAGGAAGAGCGUCUAGCUCGUAUUAAAAGAGAGGCCGAGGAACGCGAAGCAGAAGAAGAACGCCGAAGGCUUGAGCAAGAAGCUUUGGUGGAAAAUUCAAGAGCGGCUAGAGAAAGAGCAAAAAAAAGGGAGGAAGAGGCUAAACAACGUGAGGAAGCUGUAAGACGAGACACUGAAAUACUUGCAAAGUCAAAAAAAGAUGAAUUCAAUUUAAAUUCGAAAGUCUCUGAUAAUCCAGCAAUUUCAUCAUCGCCUGUAGAAAAUGUCAGCAACAAUCCGUUUUUGAAGUUCAGCGCGACCUCGCAAAGCCAACCUGAUGAGAAUGAAGUCAACAAACCGUUGGAAAAUACAAAUCCUUUCUUCAAAUUUACGACUGGAACGAGCACAAGUCAAACCAUAGUUUCCAGAGAAGUCCAAGACGAUGAUGAUUGGAACGUUAUUGAUCAGAAUGAGGAUAGCAGUGAUGACGGUUUCAAUGUUCCCGUUGGUAAUUCCAAGAGUCUAGCUGCUAAGUUAUUUGGCUCCGUUGGUGUUGACAAAUCACCGCAAAAGAAUCAAUCCAUAGAAGUACCAAAUUCAGAACCGAAGGAAAAAUUACCAUCGCCUCCAGAAGUUUCGUUUAAUACGACUGGGACUCCAUCUUCAAAUCCACCUCCCUCAAGUUCGCGGGGAGCCUUACUAAGUCAAAUUCAACAAGGAAGAAAGUUGAGACCUACCCAGACCAAUGAUCGAUCAUCACCAUCCGUUAGCGGAAAGAUAGUUGGCACCACUGGUUCUUCAGAUGUUCCAAAUGUAGUCAACUCCACUGUUUCUCCCGAUGUUCCUAAGGUCGGUCUACCCGGAAUGGCGGGAUUAUUGGCCGGUGCCAUUACAAAUCUUAAGAAAAACGAUGGGGCUGAAACUAGCCGUUCAGUAGAAGGAGAUCAAUCAGUUGCAGUAGUUUCUAGACAAAGAUCCGUUGCCAAACCUGACCGUAGAACUUCAGCCGAUUGGUUUGGAAGCUUGGCAUCGGAUCAACUUGCAGGAGAAAUAAAAGAUUCAACACAAUCACAGGCACUCAAUAUUCAAACAACAAUUGAGGAUGAGAAUGAGAAACAAAUAUUUGGAAGUCCGAUUGAGAAAUCGACCAUUGCUGCUUCGGCGGAGGAUGACAUAAAUUAUUCUCAAGAAUUUCGUGUGAAGAGCAUGUUUCCAUAUUAUGGUAAUGGUGAGCCGGAUAGUCUUCAGUUUGAAUCUGGUGUUAUUUUCUUGGCACAUCCUUCCAAAAAUGAAUCAAAUGCGGCUUGGUGGUAUGGUGUGAUUGAGGAAUCGGGUACGAAAGGCUGGUUUCCUAAAACAUAUGUGGAAAUUUAUAGCGAAGAAAAGGAAAUUUGCAAGGCCAGAGUCCUUUAUGAAUGGAAGGCGCAAACACCUGAGGAGCUUGAUAUCAAACCAGGAGUUAUUGUAUCUAUUAUUGACAAGUCAUUAGGGGAUUGGUGGAAGGCGGAGUAUGAAGGCACAAAGGGAAUUAUUCCAUCGAAUUAUGUCGAAGAAAUUUCUAGUAGUAGCGUCCAUAACAAAUCAGAUGAAGCUAUGACAAGUGAAGUUGAAAAAACAGAUGAUGAUACAACAGAAGAUGAUACAAGUGAAGACGAUGAAAUAAGUGAAGAUGAUACGAGCGAAGAUGAAUCUAAUGAAAUUGAUCAAAUGAGUGAUACCUCUAGUCAAAAAGAGAAUGAGACACCAUUUAAUGCAACACCAAUAGAGAUCCCAAAACUUAAUAUUCUACCUGAACAAACUCCAAUCAAUAAAAAUUCAUCACUGACAUUUAAUGUUAGUUCGAGUUCCCAAACAUCAUCAGAAUUUGCUAGGAGUCCGAGUCCGACGCGAAUGUUUGGUUCUAGUCCAAUAACCCCUGUAUUCUGGAUGCAAGAUGGUAAAGAUUCCAACCUUGGCCCAAAUAUUUUAACGGUUGCCAAAUUUGAUGGAUCAAAUUUAGGACAUUUACCCUCUGUGUCCACUUGGGCCGAUUUAAGAAUAGGUGAAGAUCUUUCGAAAGAGGAACGGAAACGACAAGAGGCUAUUUAUGAAUUGAUAUUCACUGAGCAAACGUAUCUUCGCGAUCUCCAAAUAAUAAUCGAAGUGUUUUAUGACCCAUUGCAAGAUUUACUCCCUAAAGUCGAAUUAUCCAUGAUAUUUUCGAACAUCGAGGACAUAUUAUUACACAAUACUGCUAUCCUUAGUGAUUUAGAACAGCGUCAGAAGGAAGAUAAAUAUGUGGUCAAAAACAUAGGGGACAUAUUGGUAAAACAUUCAGAGGGCUUGAGAUUGUAUAUUGUGUACUGCGGGAAUCAAUUGAAUGCAAGUAAAUUCAUACAAAAGAAACGUACUGAGAGUAAAAAAUUUGACGAUUUUCUCAAGAUGUGUCAACAAAAUCCAAAAUGCGGGUCAUUAGAUUUAUCCAGUUUCCUAUUAAAGCCUUUACAACGAAUUACUCGAUACCCUUUGCUGAUACGUCAGAUAUUACACUAUACCAGAAAAGAUCACGAAGAUCACAAGAUGAUGAUGGAAGCCCUUCAUAAGGCAGAAGAAAUAUUAGAAGAAACCAAUGAAGCAGCACGGGAACAAGAGAAUAAGAUCAAAUUAUCAGAGAUAGCAAAGCUGAUAGAUUUAGAGCGAUUAGAUGAGAAACUUGACUUGACAAGCAUGACCCGUCUGGUCGGAAAGCGCCAGUAUAUCUUUGAAGGGCCACUUAAGAAGACGAAGAGCGGUCGUAACUUGUAUGGUUAUAUUUUUAAUGACAUGUUGAUUCUUUGUCAACAAAACAAGAAAGCAGCUGCUCGGGGUUAUCGUUAUUCGUUGUACAAACCGCCAAUACCUUUAAAUGAGAUAUUCGUAAAAGACAAUGGUCCGGAUGAGACUUGCUUUCAAGUAAUUCAUAUAGAAGACGCGAUAAAUUUACGGGCAACUAGCAUUUCUGUAAAGCGACAAUGGGUGAAUCAGCUUGCAACGGCUAGUGGAUAUUGCCUCACGGUAGAACGUCAAACUCAGACAGGAAACAUGCCUACACCCGCGGAUCACAUUAGCGGUACACUUAGGGUUUUGAUAUAUGAAGGCAUACUUCCGAUAGAGUUACACGAACUCGAUAAUCCAAAUAGCAUUCAAGUAUAUUGCCAGGUACAAUUAAAUCGACAAAUAUUUAAGACAAAGCUAGUGAAAGACACGACAUCACCACACUGGAAUCAAUACCUGAUGUUUUCUGUAACGGCCUUGGAAGAAGACGUUCUAAAGGUAUCAGUAUUUAAUUAUGAUAAAUAUUCGCAGGACGAAUAUUUAGGCCAAGCGGAAAUCAAAUUACGAUUUCUCACACAUUACGGUGACAACGAAACCGAAAAAAUUACAUUACCAUUAAAGCCUAGCGGUUCUAUAUCUAUAUAUCUAAGUUAUAAAGCAACAUAUUAG
Molecule: messenger RNA, 6072 nt
Organism: Acaulospora morrowiae
Lineage: Eukaryota; Fungi; Glomeromycota; Glomeromycetes; Diversisporales; Acaulosporaceae
Source: the annotation of a GenBank genome assembly